This is a messenger RNA of Scedosporium apiospermum, 1251 nucleotides long. RefSeq lists its product as uncharacterized. The record is from RefSeq and is a predicted model, not a curated record. The coding region runs from base 1 to 1251 and encodes 416 amino acids. The transcript has 2 exons. NCBI's taxonomy places the organism in Eukaryota, Fungi, Ascomycota, Sordariomycetes, Microascales, Microascaceae.
AUGGCACCACCGCUAAUACACCAGGCCUUCCUCCUCUUAACCCUCCUCUCACCCCUCACAACCGCGAAUCCUCUCCAAGACGCCCGCGUCCGCGACAACCAAGCACCAUCGCGACCCAACAUCCGCCAAAUAGCCCCAAGCCCCCGCGCCCUCCUGCCCCGCCAAAACGCAGCCAGCACCUCCUCGACACGAACGACAUCCACGCGCUCGACCAGCACAAGCCUCGUCCCCGAACGCGUCACCGUCGCCGACUACUCUUACCUCGGCUGCUUCCAGGAUGGCAGCAACCACAUCCUCACCGUGACGUCGGAGUUCGACACAGGCAUGACGCCCGAGCUCUGUCGCAACUUUUGCCUCGUGGCAGAGUGCGGCAUCUUCGGGCUCAAGGACCAGUAUAGCUGCUUAUGCGGGCGGCAGGUUGAGCCGUUCGCCGCGACCGCGCCAGAGGCGGAGUGUUCGGAGGGGUGUAGGGGCGCGAAGGGCGCGCUUUGUGGGGCGAGUGCGCGGAUGAAUGUGUAUUCGGCGACGGUGGCGCUUGCGGAGGUUGACCGAGGCGCGGUACCAACAUCAGGAGGAGAUGCCGGCGAUGGGUCUGGCGACAACUCUAACGGUCAAAACGAUGGAGACAAUGACAACAACAGUAACAGCAACAGCAACGGAGGAGGAGGGGGAGGGGGAGGAGUUAACCUCUCUGGCGGAGCCAUAGCAGGCAUUGUCAUCGGCACCGCCGCCUUCGUCGCCCUCGUCGCGGGCCUCGUUGCCUAUUUAUUUUUCCGACGCCUCAUAAACCGGUUGAAGCCGGAACCUCAACUGGGAGCAUCGGACCCCUCCUCGCCCUCGCCAGCCACCGGCGCAGCUGCACUUGCUGGAACCAAAGAACAGACCCCCGAACAGGCCCCUGAACAGGCCGCCGCUAUGAAAUCAGAGUUUGAGCAACAGCAGCAAGGUGGUCAUUUAGCUUACAUACCGCCAGCUGCUGCCCAAGAGCCGGGUAGCUUGUAUGCAGGGAGCGCGGCGUACGAUCCGUCAUCUGCGUUUAUGAGCCCUGUGGCGCAGACUGGGUCGCCGGCUGGAGGCGUGGCGAUUGGGCAAGUACCUGAGGCACAUGGGCAGCCUGUUCACGAGGCGCCCGGGAUUAUUGCGUAUGAGAUGCCGGGGGAUGGGUUCGUUAGGCAGGAUGGGUUGGCUGAGCAGCCGCACUUACAACAACAGCACCAGCAGACGUGGUCGCCUCCCCCACAGCCAAGUUGA